CUAUUGUCUACCAACGGUAGCUAGCUAUAGCUCGUCGUCAAACAAACAAGAAGCAAGCAUGAAGCCGGCUUGGAUAGGGCUCGGCUUAUUCUUCUGCACGCUGUUCUUAUUGUUAGCUUCACUCGGCCUCAAUCUCUUCUUCUUCAUCAACCCAUACUUAUCAAUAUCAGCCACGCCGAACUGGAGCCAAGGAGCCGCCAAAGAAGCCGAAGCCGUGGCUGCCAUUGCCUGCUCAGGCCAUGGAAGAGCUUACGUCGAUGGAGUCCUUAGCAGCGACCAAAAAACUCCCAUUUGCGAGUGCAACUCCUGCUACAGCGGCCCCGACUGCUCCCAAUUUUCUCCCCACUGUCCGCUCGAGGCCCAAAUUGGGGAUCCUCUGUAUUUGGAGCCAUUCUGGGAAGAUCACGCCGCCGCGGCCGCCGUCGUGAUUUCGAGCUGGCACAGAAUGAGCUACGACUAUCCCGACGGCAGCUACAUCUCGGAACAGCUCGAGAAUCGGAUUCGUCAAUUGCAUACCGUGUCGAAAAAUGCAAUCAUCGACGGGAAACGGAUCGUGUUUGGCCUUGGAUCUACGCAGCUUCUUAAUGCCGCAACCUAUGCACUUGCCGUCAAGUUCAACUCAUCGUCGCCGGCGCCGGCGCCGGCGCCGACCAAAGUGGUGGCCGCCUCCCCUUUCUACCCGUAUUACAGGAGGCAAACGGAGUUCUUCCAGAACGGGAUCUUCGAGUUCGCCGGAGAUGUGUCCAAUGCUUCCGCCGACGGAGAUCGCGUCAUCGAAUUUGUGACCUCGCCGAAUAACCCGGACGGCAGUCUUCGCGGGCCGGUGUUACAAGGGAAAACUAUCCAUGAUUUGGCCUAUUAUUGGCCACACUACACCGCGAUCCCUGGUCCGGUAGAUGAAGAUGUCAUGCUCUUUACGAUGUCUAAGUUCACCGGUCAUGCCGGAAGCCGAUUCGGAUGGGCGUUUGUGAGAGACGAGGAUGUGUACGCAACGAUGACCAACUUCAUUGAAUUAGCCGGGAUGGGAGUUCCGAGGGAGGUUCAAUUGCGGGCACUCAAGGUCAUCGAAACAAUUCUUCAAGGAAACGACGUCGCCGAGCUUUUUGAGCACGCCUACGCAAAGAUGAGCUACCGUUGGCGCAUUGUAAACGAAGUUAUAUCUUUGUCCAAUCGCUUUAGCAUCCAACACCUUCCACCCCUCUAUUGCACCUAUUUCAAUCGAGUUCGGGAUUCAUCUCCAGCUUAUGUGUGGUUGAAAUGCGAGAGGGAAGAGGAGGUAGAUUGCGAAAAAGUCCUUGAAACGGAGAAUAUCAUAGGCCGGGGGGGCGUGGAAUUUAAUGCCGAUAGCCAUUAUGUUCGCCUAAACCUUUUGAUGAGGGAUGACGACUUCAAUAUUAUGAUUUCACGCCUCAACCAACUAGUCUAUGACAAAAAAAAUAGCGCCAAGGCGAAGGCGGCGCUAAAUGAUCGAAUCCCGAUGGUUCCGUUUACUAGGGCCGGCCUUGCGGCUGUCCGUUGAAAUGCUCACCGGUUCCGUACCAUCGGAAGCACGGUUCACCGGCCGGUCUUUUUAGGAAUUCAUCGGAGUUGCUAGCCGGUCGAAACUCGGAUGGGUUCAUCAAGCUUUGUAUUGUAAUGAAAUUAAUAAAUAGCCGGCCUGUUUACUUA
Molecule: messenger RNA, 1668 nt
Organism: Andrographis paniculata
Lineage: Eukaryota; Viridiplantae; Streptophyta; Magnoliopsida; Lamiales; Acanthaceae
Product: tryptophan aminotransferase-related protein 4-like
Exons: 5
Coding region: 59-1519 (486 amino acids)
Biological process (GO): amino acid metabolic process
Molecular function (GO): carbon-sulfur lyase activity; transaminase activity
Source: RefSeq, a predicted model, not a curated record